AUGGAUCCUGGACGUGAGCAGCAGCGCCAGCAAUUGGGCAAGAUGGGUCUUCUGGACAUAAUCGAGCAGCGCGAGAAAGAAGACCGAGCAGCAAUGGAAGAAUACAACGCCGCCCGCAACACCGAUCGAACAGCCGGCAAUCGCUCUGCACCCGACACCGAUGCUCAGCCGCCCCAUCCCGGCUUCAAUCCAAACAACUACGGCAUGAUAAUGCCAUUCGACGUCUCCGAAAACCUCAUCACCGGCUGCAACAUCUGCCCGCAACAAACCGGUCUCAGCCGCUGCAGUGCCUGCAAAGUAGUCCACUACUGCAGCCCCGAGCACCAACGCGCCGACCGCCCCGCCCACAAGGUGUGGUGCAAAUCCAUCAAAAAGAUCACGUUCGUCCUCGACAAAGACGAAGCCGCCCUCCGAGCCCACAAAGGCGAUAUGGAUACACCACCCAACGCCUUCGAAACCGCCGUCGGCGACUUCUGGCGUUACAGCGGAACGAGGAAUUACAUGAGGUCACGCAACGAGCUCUUAAGAGAACUGCCUAGGUUGAAUACCAAAGCGGCGGUGGAAGCUGCGCUGGAACACGCGCUUGGGUUGAUGCGGUUGAAUCUGCAGGAUCCGAUGUGUGUGAGGAGUAUCACGCCGGCGUUUUUCUUGCGCCUGGGACGGGAUCAGGAGGCCUAUGAUUUCUGCAAGUGGUGGGUUACUAAGGGGAGUAGUCUUAGUUGUGACUGGAAGAACGUCAGACAGCUGCCGCAUGAGAUGGGCAGUGGUGGGGAUGCGUGGGAGACUGUGGAGGUGUUUGAACGGGUUAGGAAUUUUGGCGAUGGUUAUGGUGGUGGGGAGAACUUUGCCGUACCCGGUUUCUCUGAUUUGUCGCAUCUUGUUGCGGUUACGCUGGUCAAAGUACGCAUGCUCCUCGAUGUCCGGGUGCUUAUUGAUGGCAUUCGGCCACGGGACUUCGGCGACGUGAGCAGCAGCAGCAUUGUGUUGCGCGACACGGGAGAGGGAGACAUUGGCCAGCCCGAGAUUAUACUCGAAAGAGUAAAGGAUCAGGUCCUGCGGUUGUACCACGCAGUACACAGAGUCAACAAGCACUUCUGGCCUCGAGUGGUAGAGCCCCGGGCCCAUCUAUUGAUGAACCCCCUUAACAUCGGUAUGGGCGAGGAAACGGAGAUGCACAAGGUCUUGCCGGAAUACUACUGUGCAUGGAGUGAAACACCGGGCGCGAUUGAGGUUAUCGAGGAUAUACUAGAGGGACGCGAGAUUUCCUUUUCACGCUUGGUCGGAAGAGGGCUUUUUAAGAAGUAG
Alternaria novae-zelandiae is the source of this 1305-nucleotide messenger RNA. RefSeq lists its product as uncharacterized. NCBI's taxonomy places the organism in Eukaryota, Fungi, Ascomycota, Dothideomycetes, Pleosporales, Pleosporaceae. The coding region runs from base 1 to 1305 and encodes 434 amino acids. The record is from RefSeq and is a predicted model, not a curated record. The transcript has 2 exons.